CUUCGUCGUUCACAAGAGCAGGCAACAAAGUUGAAUAACAGGGGAUGUAGAAGCGAGGCACGGGAUGAGGGCCAGGACCCGGCCUCUCGGGUGCCUGUCGCCACCCUUCCUGAACCCGUUCAUGGACAAGCGUUGUCACAGUCGUAACUUCUUAAAGCCUAAUAUCGCACUUCUCUAGCUCGCUGUGUGUCACUGACUCACAGGCUCUGCCGAGACUGUUGCAUUUCGGCAGGUUUGGGCGUGGGUGUCUCAUGAUAUCAGUUCCAGGCUGAGCCUGCUGUCAUAAGCCUUGUACAAAUGGCAAACAGCUGGCUUUCGAGCGCUUGGAGCACCGUUAGCGCUUAUGUGCCCGGGCUGACGGGAGGCGCAAACACACAGCUGGAGCCCCCGCCCAAAGUGGUGCUGGUGCCGCCCUUUUUCCAGCGGGAUGUCAGGGGCCUGUCGAGGUUCUGCCGCUCUUCCUACGACUAUCUGGGCAGUCGCAAGCAGCUGUCGCGGCUGCUGCGGGACCACCUGCAGCCCGAGGUGCGCGGCGGGCUGCUGCUCAGCCCGCCCGACGACCAGCGAGUCAGCGUACGCGCGCGGCUGAGACACGGCGGCGGCUCCAUGGUGCUGCGCUGGCAGCCCACGGGCGCCGCCGACCUGCACACCUUCCUGGAGCUGGCGGCGGCACUGGAUUCCCCGGGUCACGUGCUGUGCCGCGCCGCCUACCUGCACCCCGCCAGCGGCCUGGGCGCCUUCGCCGUGGCGCCGCUGCUGGCGGGGGCCGGCGGCGGCGGCGGCGGCGGCAGUGGUGGUGCGGGUGGAGGAGGAGGAGGGGCAGUGGCGACCAGCGCGCCCCAGGUGGGUGUGCGCUACAGCUCGGAGUCGCUGGCGGCGGGGGCCAUUGUCUCGGCGGGCGGCGGCGGCGGCGGCGGCGGCGCGGAGCUGGAGCGGGCGUGGCUGGCCGCCCGCACGCCCCACGGCCUGACCCUGGGUGUGGAGCUGCGCCCCGCAGCCCCCCUGCACCAGCUGGCGGCGGCGGCGGCGGAGGGGAUGGCGGCGCUCAGCGGCGCCGCCGCCACUGCUGCUGCGGCACCCCCAUCGACAUCACCAGCUCCAGCAGCAAAAACAACACCAACAGCAACAGCAACAGCGGCCACGUCACCACCUGCUGCUGCUGCUGCUGCUCCGGCGGCGGCAACCGCGGCCCCUGGUUCGUCGGCUCCGCCUCCGCUGCCGCCGCUGGCGCACCUGGGCGGCUGGCUGCGGUCGCGGUCCAGUGUCCUGCUGGCCUACUCGCCGCCACCACAUGCCGCCGCGGCUCGGGGGCAGCAGCAGGCGGCAGCAGGCUCGCCCGGCUCCUCCUUCACUGCGGCGGUGGAGGUGGCGGACGGCCAGCGCGUCACCUUCUCCUUCUUCCAACACGUGGCCGCUACAAGGCAAGUGGUCAACCCAUUUGAGGAGAACGAGGUGGUUGGGAUCACCAACUACCUGGACCUCGGGCUGCAACUGACAACUGCCGUGCCGUCCGGGCCAACCGCCGCCGCCGCCGCGCCAGGAGCAGCGCCGCCGACGAAGCAGCAGCAGCCUGCCGGCAGUAGCAGUAGCAGUGGCGGUGGCGGUGGUGGUGGUGCUACUGCCGCAGCUUCCAGUGUGGACCUGGCGGCAUCGUGGCAGAUCAACAAGAACUGGAUCGUCAAGGCGCGGGUGGGCAGUGAGAGCGCCGCUGCCGCCAUUGGGGUGCGCCGGAACGUGGACGCCGACACCGCGGCGGCGGUGGCAGCGGCGGCACGGGGCGGCGAGCUGGAGGCGGAGCGGCGGCGCGUGGCGGCACUCAUGUAGGCGGAGGCGGAGGCUGCAGGUCAAGAGGCGGAUGGAGGCCGUGGCGGCGGUGGCGAUGCCGGAGGGUUUGUUGGCUGGAGGAGGUGAGGGUGGCAGGGGGGAGGGCCGGCCCGGAGCAGGCAGGGUCACGGGAGCAAAGGGGCAGGCAGAGCGCGGGCCGCGCCCACGACACCCGGACACGGCCGGGCCUUGGCGGCUGGCAGUUGCGCUGCCUGCCGGGUGGCGAUGCCAGGAGCAAAAUGAACAUGCCAUGGUCAAUAAGAAUUUCCAGUGCACAAUGUUACCGGCAACUUUCCGGAGGCUUGUGCCGGUGUGGCGGUGCCCUCCCUAGGGGCGCUCAAUCGAGUUGCCGGCAAAAGUUGAGCGCGUGGAGGGAUGGGGCGUUGCUGUUUUGCAUGUUGCGAGUGUCAGGCGUUGUUGGUUGGCAUUUGGCAGGGCGCCGCAGUCUUGAUCGCAUUCCCACUCGCAGACCGGUGCACACCGGGUGUCCGAGGCCGCACAUUGACGGUGGCUGGAUCCUGGUGGGGGCAGCGGAGGGGCAUGGCUGGAGUGGGAGGUGCGGCGCGCUGACACGGCGGUGUGUUGUGGUAGCUGGAGAGACCUGGCGCACUUGUGUUGUGACAGUGACGGGAUUCACUCCACGAGGAUACACUCCACGAGGAUACACUCCACGUAUUGUACCAAAGCUGCCCAAGCUGUCAAACAUGAUGCCGCAAGGCAUAAGGGCAUGGGGAGCAGGCGAGCCGUUAGGGCGGGGCGGGGGGGGCGGGGCGGGCGUCAUUCGGCCGAGCGCGAGUGUGGUGUAUGACCUCACAAGUUGUGACUCACUAGCGAUUGGAGUCGACUUUCAAUCAGAAGAAGCUGACUUCUUCAAGCACGCUCGGACUGACUUGAUGUGCACGGCACUGGCCAGACCCUCUGACCGCA
Messenger RNA from Chlamydomonas reinhardtii, 2751 nucleotides. RefSeq lists its product as uncharacterized. The coding region runs from base 298 to 1824 and encodes 508 amino acids. Lineage: Eukaryota; Viridiplantae; Chlorophyta; Chlorophyceae; Chlamydomonadales; Chlamydomonadaceae. The record is from RefSeq and is a predicted model, not a curated record. The transcript is spliced from 10 exons.